This is a messenger RNA of Bombina bombina (fire-bellied toad), 1642 nucleotides long. RefSeq lists its product as uncharacterized. The coding region runs from base 239 to 868 and encodes 209 amino acids. The transcript is spliced from 3 exons. Lineage: Eukaryota; Metazoa; Chordata; Amphibia; Anura; Bombinatoridae. The record is from RefSeq and is a predicted model, not a curated record.
GAGAAGGAGCCAAGUUUACAGGGAGCAACUGCUAAGUACAAAUAUCUCUUUAGUUCCAGGGAAAGAUAUUGUACCCAACGAAUGGAGGGAUCUAACUGAAUACGCUGUGUUUGGUACAAGAGAAGGGAAUAGUUUUCAUCCUUUCUGCUUUAUUCUUUAUGUUCUCUAAGAAGCUGGACUAUGCACUGACGGUAGCCCCUGAUCAGAGGUAUUAUAGAAACUGUACAGGAACAGGGUCAUGAUGUGGCAGCAUUCGGCACUCAGUACAGUGCUUAAUCUUUGGCUUGCCAUAUCUUUUGGCUCAGGCCAAAGUGGAGAUGACAUACUGGCAGAUUUAGGAUCAGGAUUUAUUAUUGAUACACUUCGAGACCAACCCAAAGAGCCUCCGACUAAAGACACAACACAGUGUCAUCUGACGUUUGUGACUCCCUCACAAGAGCCAUGUGCAGGGAAAGAUGAACGUUCUGUUAUUAAAGAAGACGUCACAUAUCUUCAGAACCUACUUAAGGACACAGACCGUGUAUUGCAAAGCCUAAAAUAUACAGUGAAUUCUGACACUCAAGAUUCUGGCUAUCAGGAAGUCAUUUCAGAACAUAACAAAGGAAUUCGAGAGGACAACAAAGAAUUCUAUGAGAUCUUAAACAAGAUGUUGCAAGAGCUAAAUGUUAACAUGGAUAGUGACAAUACAGAUAUUCCUGAUGCAAAAAAAAAAUUAAGAAAAAGCUUCCAUGUGAUGGAUCACGUACUGCAAACCACCUCUCAUCUUGCUGAAAAACUGGACAAAACUUCUCAAGAUCUUGAUGAACUUCUAGAGAAGCAACUCCAAAGAUGUUCCUCCUUGGCCUAUAGAAACUUAGUAGGAUCUUGACCACUGAGUGCAUCAGAAAAUAAAUGCACUGGAUCAGCCACAGUGGUUUUAUUAUCUUAAAAAACUUCUAAUGUCACAGAGAUUCCUGCAGCUCUUAUGAGCCAUAUCAGAUCUCUGAAAAAUAUACGCAGGCUAUUUGUUUAUAUCCUGUACAGUAGUUCUGGGAAGUUUAAGAAUAAUUACUUUACAGUCUUAAGCUUUUUAUUUUUUAAUUCUAUAUAGCAACCAAUGGUUUUUUGUUUAUCAUAUUGAUGCUGCUUAUUAAGACAUCAGGACAUACUCCUGUCUUAAAAAUAUAAUGCAUCAAUCAAAUUAUGGUUUUGCUAAAUGAAGAUUACUUAUGUGUAUAUACUUAAUAGACUAUUCACAUAACAGGUCAUUGUGGAAUGAGAUAAUUAUCAGAUGCGUAGAGUGUACUUUAUAUCAACAAAUCCAGUCUAAGGUCAGAAUUGUCUUUUCAGUUUGGUAAACACCCUGUCACCGUAUAGAGAUGUGAGAAUGUCUUUGCCGGUCAGUAAGCAUAACUACAACAGUCUGAAACCCUUAAGUGCAUUUAUAUUUUUUGAUAUAUAUUUUACAUGAUUUUGAUGAUUUUACACGUAUGAUAGUGUAGUUGCCUUUAAUCAUUUUUCUGUCUUUGAACAUAGAUAGAUAUCCGGGACUAGUUGACUCAUGGAAAUUUGAACACCUGUUUUUAAUAUAUAUAUACUGUAUAUAUUUGUGCUGAUGAAGGGGAUAUAAGUUCCCUGAAAUGUCAAUAAACCUUUGACACUG